GAAAGUUGUUUAGGUUAGCUACUAGUGCAGUAUGGUAGCUGAUUGUUCCCGCGUUAUGUUAAAUCUGCUGUUUCUUGUUGCUUUUAAUCAGACUACAACAUGAUAAAGACGGAGAGACUUCUGCAUCUGAAGAGCAGCCGCGGUCGGAAGGUCCGUGUGGUCCGGGAACAUUAUUUGAGGGAGCGGGUUCCGUGCUACAGCGCCCUGUGUCAAGCGGACUGUGACAACGAUGGUAAGGUGCUUCCUGGAGACCUGACCCAUUACGUGAUUCCUGAUGUUGGGAUCGUCUUGGACUUUCUGGAGAUCCUGGAAUUCAGAGAAAUCCAGGGAAUCAUCUUUACACAGACAGCGUGUCAGGCUGUGCAGCACAACAAAGGAAGAAGGCAGUACAACAGACUGCGUAACCUGCUGAAAGACCCUCGUCACGACUGUGUUCUGUUUGUUAAUGAGUUCCAGAAGUACUCGUAUUGUCCCAGAGAGAAAGGGGAGAGCCAGGAGAAAUGGCAAACCAGAUGUGUAUACUCCGCUGCAGUGUGGUUCUACAAUCACCUGGCCGGGCUAAAGGACAUAGUGAUGGUCACAGACGACUCAGAGGCCGUGGCUCAGUACAGCAGCCUCAAUUCAGGGGUCUAUGUCAUCUCAAUGCAGGAAUAUUUGCAUAGCUUUUGGUCGGAUGUGAACGCCGCUCAUGAACUAUACAGCUCAAUCGUCCAGGCUGUGCAGGAGAGAGAGAGUGAGGGAUCGGAGAGGGAGUACCAAGAACACCUGCCUCCCGAAGUCCUGGAAGCCGGUAUCAAGUGUGGGAGAUAUAUGCAGGGUAUUCUCAGUGUGAAUAAGCACCGAGCCCAGCAGGAGGCGCUAGUCACCACACAGGGCUUCUCCAACAAGAGCACAGACCUGAGCUGUGACGUUUUGGUGUUGGGGGUAAAGAACUGUAACCGCGCGGUGCAUGGGGACAGUGUGGUGGUGGAGCUGCUGCCUCACAGUGAGUGGAGAGGGAGGACCACUGCUCUGACUGAAGCCCAGGGGGAAGAGAGGAGCAUGGAGGACCAAAACAACCAGCCUAUGCCCACGGGUCGUGUUGUGGGGAUCCUGCAGAGGAACUGGAGAGAUUAUGUGGUGACUUUUCCUACUCGAGAGACUCAGACUCAGAGCAGAAACUCCCAGAAGAUUUUGACUGUGCCCUGGGACCACCGCAUCCCCAAGAUCCGCAUCAGCACCCAGCAGGCAGACACGCUACAGGAUCACAGGGUGGUGGUGCGUAUCGACUCAUGGGAUAGCACCUCUCUGUAUCCAAAUGGACACAGCGUCAGGGUCCUGGGCCGAGCCGGAGAACUUGAGACCGAGGUCCAGACUAUCCUUAUCGAGAACUGCAUCAGUGUCCCACCCUUCUCUGAGGCACAGCUGAGAGAGAUGCCGGUGGUGUCCCCUGAGCGGCCCUGGAAUCCUGACCCGGAGCAGGUGACCACUCGGAGGGACCUAAGGCAGACGCACCUGGUAUUCAGUAUCGACCCCAAAGGCUGUGAGGAUGUGGAUGACACGCUGUCUGUGAGCAGGCUGCCCAAGGGGGGGCUGGAGCUGGGUGUGCACAUUGCAGACGUCACCCACUUUGUUAAAGAGGGAUCCCUGACCGACCAGGAGGCCCGUGCACGAGCGACCACGUAUUACCUGGCUGACCGCAGAUACGAUAUGCUUCCUGAAGUACUCAGUGCAAACCUCUGCUCUCUGCUCGGAGGGGUUGACAGGUAUGCGAUGAGUGUUUUGUGGGAGCUGGACUCCGCAUCUCUGGAGGUGAGGAGUGUGUGGUUUGGGCGCACUCUGAUCCGAUCGUCCUAUCAGCUGCACUACGAGCUUGCCCAGGCUCUGCUCAACGGAGAGGAUGCCACUGUACCAGAACUGAACCAACUCAACCCAGAGGAGCAGAGUCAGAGGCUGGCUGAGUUAACCCAAGCUCUAGAGACCCUGACUCAUGUGGCACGACACCUGAGAGCACAGAGGGACAGAGGGGGUGCUCUCGAGCUGGAGGGAGUGGAGGUCCGAGCCCAGUUGGAUUCAGAGAAGAACAUCACAGCUCUGGUCCCUCGUCAGCCGUUAGAGGUUCAUGAAACUGUGGCAGAGUGCAUGAUCUUCGCCAACCAUUGGGUGGCCCGCAAGAUCCAGGAGUCCUUCCCCCACCAGGCCCUGCUCCGACACCACCCCCCUCCCAGACAGGAGUUCUUCAGUCAGCUACAGGAGAGUGCCAGGGCCCGGGGAUUCACCAUAGACACCAGGUCAAAUAAGUCUCUGGCCGACUCCCUGGAGCAGGCGGUGGACCCCCAGGACCCUGUAGUGAAUCGGCUCCUCAGGAUGAUGGCGACUCAGGCCAUGUCCCAGGCCAUGUACUUCUCCACUGGAGCUGUGCCCGCAGAUCAGUACUAUCACUACGGUCUUGCUCUGGAUCGGUACACUCACUUCACGUCUCCCAUCCGUCGUUACGCUGAUGUCAUUGUGCACAGGCUCCUGAUGGCGGCGCUAGACCUGGACCGAGGUCUCAGCUCCACUUUGGCCUCCAACAGAGAGCUAGAAGAGACCGCUCAGCACAUCAACAACAGGAACAGGGCGGCGCAGCAUGCUCAGAGGUUGUCCACAGAGCUGUUCCAGUGCCUGUUCUUCAGAGAGAGAGACCCUGAGUCUGACCCGAGCUGUGUGUCUGACGCUGUGAUCUAUGCCAUCAGGGACAACGGCCUCCUUGUCUUUGUGCCACAGUAUGGGGUGAAGGGUCCGGUGUACCUGAGGAGCAGAGAGGGGGAGGUGUUGACCUUUGGAGCAGACGGUCACUGUGAGUGGAGCAGUGGAACAGUGAAGAAACACUCAGACCACAUCACCACCUCCUCUCUAAGCGGGAGCACCACCUUCAGGCUGUUCCAACACAUCACAGUGCGUAUCUCGGUACAGUCAAACCGGUGCCAUGCGGAUUCUCUGAACCUAGAGGUUAUCCAAAACGCUCCUCACGAGACCUCAAACCCAGACCUGGUACCAACCCAGUCCAAAGUCCAGCUGAUCCAGGAGGUCCACAGACAGGCCGAGGAGUCACUGCAAAAGGCUUCAGUCAAACCCAAACUGUCUCGAGAGGAGAGGCAGUACUGUCAGAGCAAACAACCAAAUUUGUACUCUCUUUUGGAGGAGAUCAGGGAGCUGUCUCUGAUGGAUGAAGAGGCCUGUGCCAAGAAGCUCUGUGCCACCACAGCAUAAGGCAGAACUGUGUUUUUAAGGGAUAUAUUUUUGAGCUUUUAAAAAUGUUGGAAAAUUUGGAACUAAACAUUAAAUCCAAUUUUUUUGCUAUAUGGUUUGAAUAGCAUUAUUUUAUGUUCCUAGUCAUUUUUUGGCAUUUUUACCACAAACUGGUAAAUUUGCAGCUUUCUGCUCAAAAGCAGUUAAAUCUGAGUGUGUGCUGCCUUCAGUGGCCACGGGAUUUUCACGUACUACGUGACAUCACGCAAGACCUAAUUACAGCCAGGUGUUUCUGAUUACAAACACUUAGUUACAUGGGCAGCGUUUUUAGUGUGGAUACCUGUAGAUCGUUCACACUGUUCCUUCUACCUCUAGACCCUGUCCCUCCUCCCCCCUCACUCUGUCCCUUUAGUCCUGCAGAUACUGCCCAGUUUAGUAGCUCUGUUUGAAAUGUGGUUAUGUGCAGAGUUUCGGUGUUUAGUCCCACUUUAAGGGAAAUGUAUUAUGAAAGAUUGAUGUUUUCCUAUUAAAAACAUUUCUGAAUUUGAG
This is a messenger RNA of Periophthalmus magnuspinnatus, 3759 nucleotides long. It is a transcript of the gene dis3l, whose product is annotated as DIS3 like exosome 3'-5' exoribonuclease. Gene Ontology annotation, cellular component: cytoplasmic exosome (RNase complex). Gene Ontology annotation, biological process: rRNA catabolic process. Bases 100 to 3231 code for a protein of 1043 amino acids. The record is from RefSeq and is a predicted model, not a curated record. Lineage: Eukaryota; Metazoa; Chordata; Actinopteri; Gobiiformes; Gobiidae. The transcript is spliced from 18 exons. Gene Ontology annotation, molecular function: RNA binding; 3'-5'-RNA exonuclease activity.